AUGUCGGCGCGCCUGAGUGCUGCGGACCUCCGCCGAGAGCGCGCUCCCGCGUCUGGGCCCCUUCCUCCUCCGGCCUUCAGCCGCAGCUCUCGGUCCAGGGCCUGGGGGGCGGGGCGUGCGGUGGGGGGCGGUUCCCCGGGCCGGGCCCCGGGGUGGUCGGGAGGCCCUGGCCGGCCACAACGCAACGGCCCCUCUCUUCUUCCCGCCCAGGCGUCCUUCGAAGUGUCGGCGGAGGCCCGGAGCUGCCCGGGCAGGCCCGCGGAGCACACGUUCACGCUGCGGCCCGUGGGCUUCCGGGACAGCCUGGAGGUGGGGGUCACCUACAGCUGCCAGUGCAGCUGCAGCGCGGGGCUGGAGCCCGACAGCGCCAGGUGCAGCGGGAACGGGACUUACGUGUGCGGCCUGUGCGAGUGCAAUCCCGGCCACCUGGGCACCAGGUGUGAGUGCCAGGAAGGGGAGAGUCAGAGCGGGUACCAGAACCUGUGCCGGGAAGCCGAGGGCAAGCCCCUGUGCAGCGGGCGCGGGGAGUGCAGCUGCAACCAGUGCUCCUGCUUCGAGAGCGAGUUCGGGAAGAUCUACGGCGCUUUCUGCCAGUGUGACAACUUCUCCUGUGCCAGGAACAAAGGAGUCCUCUGCUCAGGCCAUGGCGAGUGCCACUGUGGAGAAUGCAAGUGCCACGCAGGUUACAUUGGGGACAACUGUAACUGCUCUACAGACCUCAGCACAUGCCUGGCCAAAGACGGCCAGAUCUGCAGCGACCGCGGGCACUGCGUGUGUGGACAGUGCCGGUGCACGGAGCCGGGAGCCUUUGGAGAGACGUGUGAGAGGUGCCCGACCUGCCCAGACGCUUGCAGCACCAAGAGAGACUGCGUUGAGUGCUUGCUGCUUCACUCAGGGGGCCCGGUGGAGAACCAGACCUGCCACAGCCUGUGCAAGGAUGAGGUGGUCACGUGGGUGGACACCAUCGGUGAGUGUGCCCCAGCGGCCCUGGCAGCCAGCCCCUUCUGUAUCUUGGCAGACACCUCAAGGCUUCCUCCCCGGGGGGACGAUUCAUCGGCAGGGCCGCCUGGCGGGGAGCAGGGCAGUUCUAGCCUUGCGUUAGGAACCACAGUGUCAGGGUCCUGGGGACUACGGGGGGCUCCCCAAGAGGACUUGGAGUACCUGUGCUAGGGCAUAAGUUCCAGG
This is a messenger RNA of Leptonychotes weddellii (Weddell seal), 1185 nucleotides long. The record is from RefSeq and is a predicted model, not a curated record. Lineage: Eukaryota; Metazoa; Chordata; Mammalia; Carnivora; Phocidae.